CGGCUCUUGGCGCCGCUCCGGGCCGGGGCGGGGUGCUGGGGCCGCAGCCAGCAGCGCCGCCCCCUCCUCCACCCCCACGGCCCCGGGGCGCCCCCGCGGUGCUGGAGCCGGGGCGGGGCGCGUGCGUCAGCCCCGACUAGAAAAGGCGGCGGGGCCGGGCCUCGGGGUGACAGCGCGAUCGACUGACGGACUCAGAGCCGGCCCGACGGACGCCGCCAUGAGUGCUGCGCUCUUCAGCUUGGACGGCCCGAUGCGCUGUGCGCCCUGGGCGGCCGAGCCCGCACCCUUCUACGAGCCAGGCCGCGCGGGGAAGCCGGGCCGCGCCCCCGAGCCGGGGGGCCUGGCCGAGCCGGGGGCCGCCACCCCCGCCAUGUACGACGACGAGAGCGCCAUCGACUUCAGCGCCUACAUCGACUCCAUGGCCGCUGUGCCCACCCUGGAGCUGUGCCACGACGAGCUGUUCGCCGACCUCUUCAACAGCAACCACAAGGCGGGCGCGGCGGGCGCGGCGGGCGCGGGCGCCCUGGAGCUGCUGCCCGGAGGCCUGGCGCGCCCCCCGGGCCCUGGCCCCGCCGCGCCGCGCCCGCUCAAGCGCGAACCCGACUGGGGCGACGGCGAUGCGCCGGGUUCGCUGCUGCCCGCGCAGGUGGCCGCUUGCGCGCAGACCGUGGUGAGCCUGGCGGCCGCCGCGCAACCCACUCCGCCCACGUCGCCUGAGCCGCCGCGCUGCAGCCCCGGUCCCAGCCCCGCGCCCGGCCCGGCCCGUGAUAAGGGCGCCUGCAAGCGGGGCCCCGACCGCGGCAGCCCCGAGUACAGGCAGCGGCGGGAGCGCAACAACAUCGCGGUGCGCAAGAGCCGCGACAAGGCCAAGCGGCGCAACCAGGAGAUGCAGCAGAAGCUGGUGGAGCUGUCGGCCGAGAACGAGAAGCUGCACCAACGCGUGGAGCAGCUCACCCGGGACCUGGCUGGCCUCCGGCAGUUCUUCAAGCAGCUGCCCAGCCCGCCCUUCCUGCCGGCCGCCGGGGCCGCUGACUGCCGGUAACGCGCGGCCCGGGCCGGAGAGACUCACCAACGAGAUACCUCAGAGCCCGGACCCCGGAGCCCAGCGCACCCCGCCGGGGCCGCAGAGACGCGCCGGCCGCUGCCCGGGCCGCGGGAGCGCAGGGAAGCCAUGUGGCCUGGACUCGGCCCCCCUGAACUUGGAGACGAGCUGGACGUGUUUAUACACCCCCUUAAAUUAUUUUUAUAACGGUAGCUUUUUCUACAUCGUACGCCUGUUGGUGCAGCUAAGAGGUACAUUUGUAAGAGGAAAGAAUAAACCCAAAAGAAGGACUUUGCAGAACACCCCUUUGCCUUGUAGAUAAAGAGGAAGAGACAAGAGCAUGCUCAUUUUUUUACGUAUUAAUUUUUACCGUCUUUGUAAGAAUAAAGAAGCAUUUAAAACCG
Molecule: messenger RNA, 1446 nt
Organism: Erinaceus europaeus (western European hedgehog)
Lineage: Eukaryota; Metazoa; Chordata; Mammalia; Eulipotyphla; Erinaceidae
Gene: CEBPD
Product: CCAAT enhancer binding protein delta
Exons: 1
Coding region: 218-1042 (274 amino acids)
Biological process (GO): regulation of transcription by RNA polymerase II; regulation of cell differentiation; DNA-templated transcription
Molecular function (GO): DNA-binding transcription factor activity, RNA polymerase II-specific; RNA polymerase II cis-regulatory region sequence-specific DNA binding
Source: RefSeq, a predicted model, not a curated record